Zootermopsis nevadensis is the source of this 3365-nucleotide messenger RNA. RefSeq lists its product as uncharacterized. Lineage: Eukaryota; Metazoa; Arthropoda; Insecta; Blattodea; Termopsidae. Gene Ontology annotation, biological process: regulation of transcription by RNA polymerase II. Gene Ontology annotation, molecular function: protein binding; DNA-binding transcription factor activity, RNA polymerase II-specific; sequence-specific DNA binding. Gene Ontology annotation, cellular component: nucleus. The record is from RefSeq and is a predicted model, not a curated record.
UAGGAGAACAUAGUGGCAGAAUGACAAGUAUUGUUAUUGCAAACCUGACAGGAGAACUACCAUGUCAAUUCUCUCAACCCGGUUCUCAGACAAUAUUUGUUACAAACACAGGACAAAUAUUAACAGAUUCUGUGACUGAUGGUGAGCUGCAAGAGAGACAACAUGAAGCUUUGAAUGUGUUUCUAGAACAAUUACAGUCUAAUGAUUCGUACAGAAGCAGCAGUCAUGUACAGUUUGGUUCAGAAACGGCUGGCUGCUUUGCUGAUGGUGCCCUUGAGGCCACAGAUAAUUGCAAAUUGUUGCAGAAAAACAAUAGAAAUAACAUUCGUAAAGCUGAAACACAGGAAAUUGUUUUCUCGGAAGAUGGCUUGCCAGGAAAGGAUACUGAUCUUGUGCUUUCAGGCUCUAAUAUGACAACUCAGUUUGAAUCAAUGGAGGAAGCAGAAGAAGAAACACGAUCAGACGGUGUUGUUGCUCUUAAUCCGCAGAAAAAUAAUAGAGAAAAUAUUAUAAAUAUUAUAAACACACAUGUGACAAUCAUUCACAACAGAAACAUGAUGAACAAUGAAGACCAGUCAAAAUCUGCUGAUAUUGAUGAAGCAAUAAAUACAUUAACAACUGAAUCCACGAUGGAUAAACCUGAGAUUCAUAACACUAUCUUUGAAGAAUUUCAGACAAGUGAUGUAUCAGAAGAAAUGAUUUCUAAGAGCUGCACAGAAAACAUGCAUAAUUCCUUAGAAGAAGGAUAUCAGGUUGAGGAUGGUGCACCUAUAAACACACAAGCAGGAAACACUGAUGUGAUUAACAGUAAUAAUGAAGACUGUAUAAUUAACACUGGAGACAUAGAAACAGUUGCUGCAGCAAAUGAAUUGCGAUUGUCAGUAGAACAGGGAGACGUUUCUUCUGCAUUCCUAGAUUUAGUUUCAGAACCAAGUUUUGAUACAACAAAUGGCCAGAAUUUAGAUAAAUGUGUACAAAAUGCUGAAGGACAGGAUGCAAUUUCAUUACCAGCCAAUUUUGAUUUGGAUGCUGUUGCAGAUGGGCCAGUUUUAUUACCUGCAGACAGUACUAAAACAGUGGAUCUAGGACCUCCAUAUAACUGUGAUAUUUGUAAUAAGGAGUUUCACAAGGCCGAUUACUUGUAUCGCCACUUGCGUAAACACACUGGUGAAUUUACAUGUGUCUCAUGUUUGGCUGUAUUUGCUCGUAAGGAGAGUCUUAUGAACCACUCGUGUUUUGCUGAUACUUCAAGAGUAAAUGAAGACACCUCUUCUCUUAAUUGCCCUUAUUGCCAGAAGAAAUUUCUUAUUAAAAAGCUUUUUAAGCGGCAUAUGGCGAAACAUACAGGUGAAUGGAAAUGCAACAGCUGCCAGAGAUUAUAUUCAUCAAGAACUACUUUGACUUCCCAUCGGUGUUCAACAAAGCCAAGUCCCAUAUAUCAGUGUCAUGUAUGUAAGAGAGAAUUUCUUCGACGUAGCUACUUGAAUAAACACAUGCUUCUUCACUUAGAGAAUCAUCCAUGUACUACCUGUGGCAAGAAGCUGCAGUCUGGUGAAGCUCUUCAAAAUCAUCAACUCUACUGUAUGAGGGGAAAACAGCUGGAGACCAUUGGUGAGACAAUGUGUCCUCACUGCAAUGUUGCAUUCUCACAGCUUGUUGUGUACAGAGAACAUGUGUAUCAGCACGCAUAUCCCCAUGCCUGCCAGCAGUGUAGUGAACGAUUCAAAACAGAUUCAAUGAGGAUUUUGCACACUUGUUCGGAAAGCGUGUUGAAGUGUGAGAUGUGCAUGAAGCUGUUCUCCUCACUGCAUACUCUGUCAAGGCAUCAAGUAAUCCAUGGUGUGCCACAAUACCAUUGCUAUGAAUGUGGUAGGAGCUUCCACCACUGUGAAAAUUAUUCUUCUCAUAAUUGUAGUGCAAGGGAAGAAAAUAGAGAUUUGCAAAGACAGAGGAAGAAAGCUGCUGGCAACAGGGAUGAAGAAAAAAAUAUUUCAACAUACGAGAAUGGGGGAGAUGAAAAUGGUAUUAGAGAGGUGUCACAGGAGAAGAAAAGUGCUGAUACCACCAGUAAGUCAGGAGGCUUGGUGUGUGAUGUCUGUGGAGAAGUGUACAAGACAAUUCAUAUUCUGAAAGCCCAUAUGCAGUUACAUGGAGAGCGCAAGUUUGCCUGUGAAAUUUGCAAUAAGAGAUUUCAUCGUAAAGAUGUACUACAGGAGCACCAUGCAGUGCAUCAGGAAGCACAGAUACCUUGCCCUGUGUGCAACAAGAAGUUGAAGACAAAGAAAUCUUUAGACGUCCACAUGCAUCGUCACACAGGCUUCAGGCGUUAUUCAUGUACGGACUGUGGCAAGAAAUUUUUUCAGAAAGGCAACUUGUUAAAGCAUGCUGUUGUGCAUAAUCCAAAUGCCAAAAUGAUUCUGACAUGUGAUCAUUGUAGCAAGAAUUUCACGUCAAGGGACUAUCUGUCUCAGCACAUGUUAGAACACACUCAAGGGCGUAUUUACCUGUGCCACCUCUGUGACAAGGGAUUUGUUAAGGAGCAUAUGUUGAAAAGUCACAUCAGAAAAUUUCAUGGUGGACAUAUAUUUGUAUGUCCAUAUUGUAACAUGUCUGUUCGCCAUCGCAAUUCAAUUCGACGUCAUCUUGAAAAUCGCCAUAGUGAACUCCAUCAAGAAUGGUCAACCCCAGGUUUCCUGGAUAAACUAGAAGCAGGUGGCAAUGACUCUCCAGCCAACACGUUGGUGAAUGCCAGUUUAACAGGCCCUCUUUCUCAGUCAUCAAGUAAUGGCAGUGCUGCACAGACUUCACAGCAGAUAAAUCCCAGUUCCAGUGUCAACCUGGUUCAGACAGACAACCAAGUUGAAGGAGCAGAAAUACUACUGACAGUAUCAGGUGUACCUGUUAGUAGUACAGAUACUGAAGUGGGGACACCAGUAGAUCAGAGUGCAGUUGGUGACCAAAUGGAACUUCAGGUAGAAACUGAGAUCCAGGGUGAUGAAGUAACAGCAGGUAAUACGUUCAUUUUCUCAGAUGGAACAAUUGUUCAGCAAGAAGAUGGGACGAGUGGAGGAGAUAUUCUUCUAUAUGUCCUUGACCCUGGAGAUGUCACCAUUGAUCCUGGAUACUAAACUUUAUUUAAUAUAGCUUGGCAGUUGACCAAAGACAUGGUAAUUGGAAGAGCCUUAAGAGUAAAGAAUUAAAAUUAUAACAUUUCUGUACUUAAUAGUUGUCAUUUUCAGUGAUGUGCUGUACAUGUACAAUAAAAAUAUUGACCAAAAGUGGCCCUUAUUAUAAUGCAACCUUGUACAUUCUUGUAUUUGGUGGAAUAUUAUGAUUUCUGUGAGAAUAAACUUUUUAUUACUGUA